This is a messenger RNA of Mucor mucedo, 2454 nucleotides long. Its product is annotated as ATP-dependent RNA helicase HAS1. The record is from RefSeq and is a predicted model, not a curated record. The transcript is spliced from 6 exons. Gene Ontology annotation, molecular function: nucleic acid binding; RNA helicase activity; ATP binding. Lineage: Eukaryota; Fungi; Mucoromycota; Mucoromycetes; Mucorales; Mucoraceae. Gene Ontology annotation, cellular component: nucleolus. The coding region runs from base 1 to 2418 and encodes 805 amino acids. Gene Ontology annotation, biological process: maturation of LSU-rRNA from tricistronic rRNA transcript (SSU-rRNA, 5.8S rRNA, LSU-rRNA).
AUGUUACCAAACAACGGCAAUAGUGAACAUAUUAAUAAUGAGGAUGGUAAUUCCACAUCGAAUUGGGUGGAAAAGUUAAGCUUGUCGGAUAUCAGCGUGGGAGAGAUUUUAGAUAUUUACAAGAACGAUACGGAUUUAUUGAAACAUAUUCUUGCAGCAAAAACAGAAGAAGACAAAAGAAAAGGUGCAGAGGAAAUGAGAAGAGCAGAAGAAGCAAGACUGCAUUCUAAAUUCAUUGAUUUACAGCUCGAUCAGAACCGACGCUCGUCUAUGCUGGAUGGUAAAAGCAGAUGUUUAUCACAAAAUGAUUGGCUAUCACCCGUACAUAAUGACUUACUCUCACCAUUUCUGAAUAAUACCCCACCCUCACCUUCAUCGCAACUACAGCCAUUAUCACCUUAUACCUUAUUCGAAGUACCCUUUGCCGAUCUAAAUCUGUCUGCUCCUUCUUCCCCAGAACCCGUACUUGUCGAAAAGAUCAUUAAUAAAGAGGAAGAGGAACCCCAGAAAUCUCUAUUACCACCAAUACCACCCAACAUGACAAAGGAACGUAAUUCCUGCAAAAGAACUUUAUCACGUACACGAUCCACUCGAAAGCCCUCUAUUAAGGCACUUUCCAAAAAGAACCGUUCACAGCCCAAGGAGGAAGAAUCGGCAGUUCAACAACAGCAAGUAAAAGAAGAGCUGCCACUGGACCAUGAUAAAGUCAUGGAGGCAUUAAGAGCAAAAUUACAAAGAAGUACACAGCAGCAGAAAGAACAAAAAAAUGUACGAGAAGAAAUCACAAGUAUGUCUCCAUCAGGUAUCUUAUUACUUGACUUGAAAAAUCCAAAGAAAUCUUUCCCUGUAAGACAAAAGGCAACACCGCGUGCCUCCAAGCAAAAGGCUGAAUCGGCUGGCGAUGACAAGGACAUGGAUUUCGGUAAAAAGCAAGACAUGGCCACUCCUGUCAGUUACGAUUUUGCCUCUCUCGAUUGUUGUGAACGUACAAAGACGGCCAUUACCGAUCUCGGUUUUGAGAAAAUGACUGAAGUCCAAGCCCGUACGAUCCCACCUCUUAUGGCUGGUCGUGAUGUGUUGGGUGCUGCCAAGACGGGUUCGGGAAAGACCUUGGCGUUUUUAAUUCCUGCCAUUGAAAUGUUGUAUCGUCUCAAGUUCAAGCCAAGAAACGGUACUGGUGUUAUUAUCGUUUCCCCCACCAGAGAAUUGGCCUUGCAGAUCUUUGGUGUGGCUAAAGAGUUGUUAAAGUAUCAUCAAUUGACUUUUGGUAUUGUCAUUGGUGGCGCUAAUCGUAAAGCAGAAGCUGAUAAAUUAUUAAAGGGUGUCAACUUGAUUGUUGCCACACCUGGUCGAUUAUUGGAUCAUUUGCAAAACACUCGUGGAUUUGUGUACAAGAAUUUAAAGGCAUUGAUUGUGGAUGAAGCAGAUCGUAUUUUAGAAAUCGGUUUCGAGGAUGAAAUGAAGCAAAUUGUAAAGAUUUUACCAGAUGAUAGACAAACCAUGUUAUUUUCAGCCACACAAACCACCAAAGUUGCGGAUUUGGCUCGUAUUUCGUUAAAGAAGGGACCUCUUUAUAUCAAUGUGCACGAGGACAGAGAUACUUCAACUGCAGAUGGCUUAGAGCAAGGUUAUGUCGUAUGUGAAUCAGACCGUAGAUUCUUAUUAUUGUUCACUUUCUUGAGAAAGAAUAUCAAGAAGAAGGUCAUUGUCUUCUUUUCCAGUUGUAACUCUGUGAAAUACCAUGCUGAAUUAUUGAAUUAUAUUGAUGUCCCAGUGUUGGCACUCCACGGUAAACAAAAGCAACAAAAGCGUACAAAUACGUUCUUUGAGUACUGUAAUGCAGACAAGGGUAUUUUAUUGUGUACAGAUGUAGCAGCAAGAGGUUUAGAUAUUCCUGCUGUUGAUUGGAUUGUGCAAUUUGAUCCCCCAGAUGAUCCUCGUGAUUAUAUCCAUCGUGUGGGCCGUACAGCGCGUGCGGGAGGUCAAGGUAAAAGUCUCUUGUUCUUAUUACCUAGUGAACUUGGCUUUUUGAGAUACUUGAAACAUGCCAAGGUGCCAUUGAACGAAUACCAAUUCCCUACCAGUAAAUUAGCCAAUGUGCAAGGACAAUUGGAGAAAUUGAUUGAUAAGAACUAUUACUUGAAUCAAUCAGCCAAGGAUGGUUAUAGAUCCUAUCUUCAAGCAUACUCUUCUUUCAGUUUAAAAAAGAUUUUCGAUGUGAAUAGCUUGGAUCUGGCUAAAGUGGCUGUGGCAUUUGGUUUCUCUUCUCCACCCAAGGUGAAUUUGGGAACCAUUAAACAAGCUAAGAAAGACGAUACAAAGGCAGCGGUGCCUGCUGUAGAAGGCGAGGAGGAAAAGAAAGAGGUGGCACAGAAAAAGGGUCCCAACAAGAAAUUUCAAAAGCAUAAUAAAAAAUAAAAAAUUUAAGGUUGUGAGAACAUCCCGUGAUUUCAU